Messenger RNA from Punica granatum (pomegranate), 1371 nucleotides. Lineage: Eukaryota; Viridiplantae; Streptophyta; Magnoliopsida; Myrtales; Lythraceae. The record is from RefSeq and is a predicted model, not a curated record.
GCGACCACAACAUAUACAAAGACCACCAUGAAAGAAGACCGCUUCCUUCUCCUUGUUUUGAUUAAGUCACACUCCCAUCUCUUGAUCACUCUCAUUCCCUCAUACCACAGAAGUAAAGAAACCUCAGGAUCAGACAUCUAUAUAUAUACAUAAGGACCCGGAUAUCAUCGAAAAGAGUCUUGGAAAGUACGAGAAGUACGUCUUCGACUUGGAUUUAUCCUUCAUGGAGAUCGUAGCACAGAAGACCCAGAGAACCUGCCAGGACAGGAAGGGGACAAGGAUAGGCCAGCAAUGUGGCCGCAGCAGGCUACUCGGGAUCGAAGGCCUGGUUGUGUGGGGUGGGACAUUGGCCAUUGCAGGUCUCAUGGCCGUUUUUACAAUCGGAACAGCAGCGACAAGAAGGAAAAGAGGAAGUGGAAGUACUAUUCGUGAUGAGUCUGCAAGCAUCGCUUCUAAUGAAGCAGAGGAGAAUAACGACGAGAUGAAGAAGGGGCUGGGCGUGGUGCUAGUUUGUGAUGGCAAGUGUUGGUCGUUGCCGGCCGAUGCACGUCGCGAUCAAUGUUGCUGUAUCCACAGAGGAGGGUCGAAGACGGGAGCAGCCUAUGUAGAUUCUUGUGAGUCGAUCUCGAGCCAAACUUUGAGCCUGGUUAACAAGGAAGAAAAGCCUGCUCCAAUAUGGCAUGGAGAAGAAGAGUCUCAAAUACAACAGCAAGAGAUGAUUCUCCUCUCAGAUGAUUCACAACCAGAGAGCAUUGCAUCGUGCAAUGAAUUCUGCUUUGCCGAAGAAUUCCAUUUGCUGGGGGGAGGAAAAAGAGGCACGGAGAGCUCACCAGUAAACUCCGAUGAUGAGGAAGAUAGCGAAGAAGAAGAAGAAGAAGAAGAAGACGGCACUAUGGAGGAAUAUGUUACAGAGGAAGGCGAGGAAAGCUCAGAUGAGGACAGGGACUCUUCCUCAGAGUCCAACUUUGAGACAGUUUGGCCAGUGGGAUCCAUCGACAAAGCAUCGCCAAGAUUCGGAUCACUGAGCAACACAGAUAACAGAAAUGCGAACAUGAUUGGAGAAUGUUACAGCACUGGUGGCGACAGGAAGAUACUUGGUAAGGGAGUGCUCUUGGAGGAGGCUAUAUGGCAGCGUCAUCAGAUGGCCCAUCUCCCUAAAUCGGGGACCUGGGUUUUAUUCGUCGGGAUCGCCCUCCUGCUGCUGCUGCCCCUGCUUCUUUCUAUUCUUCCAGACAGCACUAUGAACACUUUCAAUGCAACAUGCACCGAUGCUUUUACUGUUCCAUGAAUUUUCAUAUACCACCCUGUAUUAUUUAGAAUAAAGGGUGCCGCGGAGUCCAUUUGCUCAAGCUUCAUCCCCAUAUUUGCUGA